GAGCUCUUUACUUACUGUCAACUCAGGUGAGGACAUGUCAGCGUGACAGAUAUCUGACUGUGAGCAAGUAACUGAAUCUGUUUUUUCUACAGAAAAAAAAGAUGGCAAGACGACAAAACUUCAGAAAAGUUUGGCAGUGCAUGCUGCUGCUUGUGCCGGUGAUUCUCUUCAUCACAUUUAUGCUGCAGGACAACAGUAACGAAAUUUUUUCAGCUGAAUGGCGUCGAGCUAUAAUUUCAAGAUUUGACAGUCAGUCAACCAAGACGUUGCCUAAACAGUCAGCUGCAAUGUGUAAUACGAAGGUAGAGUGUCCAGAGGAGACGUAUGGCUUCUACAUCCAGAGUGGAGCUGCUAACGUCAUGCCUCCAAAGAUCUGCCUCCAAAACAAACCGGUUCUUGGAAUGGUCCUCAACAACGCUGGAAUUGGAAUAAACAUUGUUAUAGUGAACGGUAAAACCGGGGAAGCCAUAAAGACCGGUCACUUUAACAUGUUCACCGGCGAAGUACAGCCGCUCAUUGACUUCCUGAAGAGCAUUGACAAAGGCUCGGUUGUGCUGAUUGCAACAUACGAUGAACCAGCGUCAAAGCUGAAUGAUGAAGCCAGGAAGCUGAUGGCUGAACUGGGAAGCACUGCGAUCCAGUCACUGAGAUUCAGAGAUAGCUGGGUGUUUGUUGGUGGCAAAGGAGCAGCAGUGGACAGCAGCUUUGAAAAGCACGUGAAGAAUGACCCAGCAAAUAAUAAAUACGAAAACUGGCCGGAGCUCAUCGAACUCCAUGGAUGCAUCCCCAAAUAUCAGGAGUGACCCCGCUGCAGCGUCCUAAAGGAUUAAGACUGACAGACAACCUCCACCCUGAGGGGGAUGACAGGAUUACUGCCUGAAGACAGAGACAUCCACAUGUUCUCUUCACUGCUUCUUCCUCUGGGUGGAAGGAAGUCUAAACACUGUGGGUCUCUGUGGGUCACUGUGGGUCACUCUGGAUCUCUGUGGGUCACUGUGGGUCUCUGUGGGUCACUGUGGGUCACUCUGGAUCUCUGUGGGUCACUGUGGGUCUCUGUGGGUCACUGUGGGUCACUGUGGGUCUCUGUGGUGUU
Molecule: messenger RNA, 1093 nt
Organism: Larimichthys crocea (large yellow croaker)
Lineage: Eukaryota; Metazoa; Chordata; Actinopteri; Sciaenidae
Product: Protein FAM3C-like
Exons: 9
Coding region: 102-803 (233 amino acids)
Source: RefSeq, a predicted model, not a curated record